Gryllus bimaculatus (two-spotted cricket) is the source of this 684-nucleotide messenger RNA. The record is from the annotation of a GenBank genome assembly. Lineage: Eukaryota; Metazoa; Arthropoda; Insecta; Orthoptera; Gryllidae.
GAACAAACGUCGUCGGACCGUAUAUUCCAGCGCACGCAGUCACCACAGAAUCCACCAACCGCGCCUUCUCAAACGCUGUCUCAUCCGGCACCUCCUCGCCUCGCCCCGCCCCUCCGCACCGCCCGGCCCGCGCGCCAGGCCGUCGCCCUGGCCCGCCCUGGCCCGCCCGCCCACGCCCAAUUCGAUCGCUCCGUCGCCGCCGCCAGCCAGCCGCUCUGCUCCGUUCCGUUCUCUGGUUCUCUGGCAGCGGCCGGCGGCGCCUCCAACACCAACGAGGGACCUUCCACAGCGCGCGGAGUGAUACACAGGUCCUCGCCGCCAACUUGUCACCGUCCGCCGCGCGAGCUAGCGCCGUGCGCGCGCACCGAUCUCCCGCGCCGACGUCAGUUGGGCGCUGUGCGCGGUUGCGGCGUGGUUGGUUGUUGGGUUGUGUGUUCGGUGCGCUCGCGAGUUGGUUCCGUCGGAGACACGGGACGUCGUCCGCGAAGGUCGUGUGGUCGGCGAGGUUUUUUUAUUGUGAGCGUGUAUUCGCAGCGAGAGCCGGUCGGCCUUUGGCGGGCCCGUGAAACAACUGACGGAGAAAGAAAGUGAACGAAGGCAGAAGAUGAGGCCUACAGCAGGGAGAUGCAGGUCAACGCCCCCGCCGUGGAACAAGAUGGCGCUGCUACUAAUCACAGGUCAGUC